This is a messenger RNA of Drosophila busckii, 643 nucleotides long. It is a transcript of the gene Ccp84Ae, whose product is annotated as larval cuticle protein A2B. The record is from RefSeq and is a predicted model, not a curated record. NCBI's taxonomy places the organism in Eukaryota, Metazoa, Arthropoda, Insecta, Diptera, Drosophilidae. Bases 44 to 643 code for a protein of 199 amino acids. The transcript has 2 exons. Gene Ontology annotation, cellular component: extracellular matrix.
UCUGCCCAAGACCGAGUUCAAUUCCAAAUCCAAAUCCAACGCAAUGGCCUACAAGAUUGUUAUGACAUUGGCAAUGCUUGCCGUGGCUCAGGCAGCCGUGCUGAGAACUGUGGCACCAGUUGCUGUCGCCCCCGCACCUGUGCUGGCCAAGACCGUCGAGCUGGAGGAAGUGGAUCCGCAUCCACAGUACUCGUACAGCUAUGAUGUGCAGGAUACGCUCUCUGGCGACUCCAAGGGCCAUGUGGAGGAGCGUGACGGCGAUGUGGUGCGCGGCGAAUACUCGCUCAUCGAUGCCGAUGGCUUCAGACGCACUGUGACCUACACCGCCGACUCCAUCAAUGGCUUCAAUGCUGUUGUGCGUCGCGAGCCGCUCGUUGCCGUUGCGGAGCCUCUGGUUAAGGCAGCGCCCGUUGCUGUUGCCGCUCCUCUAGUGCGCUCUGCCCCAGUUGCAGUUGCUGCUCCAGUUGCUCCAGUUGUGCGUGCGGCUCCUUUGGCUGUUGCCGCUCCCCUAGUGCGCUCUGCUCCUUUGGCUGUUACCGCUCCCCUAGUGCGCUCUGCUCCUUUGGCUGUGGCACCCGCACCUGUGGCCUUUGCUGCUCCUCUGCGUUACACAGCGCCCGCCUAUGCCGUUAGAAAUCUGUAA